AUGAGAGCUCCCCCUUCGGCGUUUAGUAGGGCAGCACGUUCCGCUGGGGUUCGGCGCCUCCCCUCCACCAGGUGGAGCCUGGGCUCGCAAGGGAGCCUCUGGGGUUCAGAGGUCACGUCCUGGGCGGAGGAGGCUUUAGCUGAGGUGGGAUUCAGCGCCACGACCUCCGCUUCCCUUCUCCUCGCCGCCCAGGCCCUGGCGCCAGGCAGAAGCGACCCCCGCCUGCCCUCUUCUUCCCGUGAGCUUCGUCCUUCCCCUUCCCCCAUGCCUCCCUCAACCCCGAGCUCUCUUCGAAGCCGCGCCGAGGGAAGGCAGGAGCUAGGCCGCCCCCCCGGCCUCCGCCGCAUAGCCCACCUGCGGGCCUGCGAGGUGCGGCAGCUGCUGCACAACAAGUACGUGGUCGUCAUGGGGGACUCGGUCCAGCGGACCGUGUACAAGGACCUGGUGCUCCUGCUGCAGAAGGACUGCCUGCUCUCUCCCAGCCAGCUGAGGGCCCGGGGCGAGCUGAGCUUCGAGCGGGACGUGCUGCUUGAGGGCGGCAGCAGGGGCCGCCUGCACAACGGCACGCACUACCGCGAGGUGCGCCAGUUCCGCUCGGGCCACCACCUGGUGCGCUUCUACUUCCUCACGCGCGUGCACUCGCCCUACGUGGAGGACGUCCUGGACGAGCUGCAGCUGGGCCGGCAUGCUCCGGACGUGGUGGUCAUGAACUCCUGCCUCUGGGACCUCUCCAGGUACGGCCGGGACUUCCGGAGGAGCUACCCGGACGAUCUGGCGCGCAUGUUCAGGCGCCUGGCCCGGGUGCUGCCCUUGUCCUGCCUCCUGGUGUGGAACACGGCCAUGCCCGUGGCCGAGACCGUGUCUGCGGGCUUCCUCCCGUCGCAGCGCCCAUCCAGGGCCGUCCGCCUGCGAGAAGACGUGAUGGAGGCCAACUUCUACAGCUCCAGGGAGGCGGGCAGGCACGGCUUCGACGUGCUGGAUCUGCAUUUCCACUUCCGCCACGCCAGCCAGCACCGGCAGCGAGACGGCGUGCACUGGGACGGCCGCGCGCACCGACACCUCUCGCAGCUGCUGCUGGCCCACCUGGCGGACGCCUGGGGCGUGGAUCUCCCCUGCCGCCGAACCGUGGGCGGCUGGAUCAGGGAUGGCCGCACCAGCGCACAUCCAGGCCCCACAGGCCGGAGGCAGCCCCGAGACCACCGCAGGAUCCGAGGCGAAUCGGCUUUGAGGGGGCACCCGCCCGCUUCCCCGGGUCCCCGGGUCCCUCGGCGACCUUCUGUGUCCUAUCCCCAGGCUCGACAGCAACUCCCAGCCGGCCGCCAAGAUGCCUACUCGCCCUCCAACCGAUUUGCACGGUACAGGCACUUCUCCCGCGACUCCCCAAGGCGCCGAAUCGAACACACCAGAGAAGACAGCUCGACCAUGGGCCGCGAGUCGAGGGUGGGCCGCGAGUCGAGGGUGGGCCGCGAGUCCCGGGUGGGCCCCAUCCGCACAGCCCAGCACAGAGGCAGAAGGUCUCCCCCGUAUCCUCCCAGGCGUUCCCGCGAGCCACCCAGACACCAGGGAAGGCGGACAACAGACGGACCUGAGCGCAGCCAGGCACCGGGCCUCGGUAGGCAGACCUAG
Galeopterus variegatus (Sunda flying lemur) is the source of this 1626-nucleotide messenger RNA. RefSeq names its product PC-esterase domain-containing protein 1B-like. The record is from RefSeq and is a predicted model, not a curated record. The transcript has a single exon. NCBI's taxonomy places the organism in Eukaryota, Metazoa, Chordata, Mammalia, Dermoptera, Cynocephalidae. The coding region runs from base 1 to 1626 and encodes 541 amino acids.